AGAAACAGAGAGAGUUGAGAGAGAGUGUGACAGAAAGGCAGCGUUGUUCUUGUGGACUGUUGUGGACUGUUGUCGUCGACCACCGGUUUAUAAAAUAAAAAUUUACUCAUCGAUAAUAAAAUAUUAUAUUAAUAAAAUAACGGAGUAUUUUAUUAAUUUUUAUAAUAUUUUUCAAAUUAUAAUAAACAACUAUUUAGUGAUUUUGACAAUUGUGUAUUGACAUUUUUUUUAAAAAUAAUAAUAAUCAAUUUGUUAUAAAAAAAAAACGAAAUAAUCAAGUGACUCAAUUGUCGUCAAAACAAAAAUACAAAAACGGAUGCGGGAGAAUGAAGGGUUAAAGGAAAAUCAACUUGUCAAAUUUUAGAGAAAUGAGCGGCUCCCGGCUCGGUAGGGGCCGAGGUGGCCGUUUGGCCAUUUACACUGGAUGUUUGUUAAUUGUUGUACUUUUAGUUUUUUUGUAUCGUGCUGCAACAACUGAAAUGACAAGACUACGUGAAUUACACGAUCAAUGUACACAUCAACAAGAAGCCCUGGCGGCUCAACUCCAAGUUAUAUUUGAAUACAAGGUGAGACUUGAAAAAUCAUUGGCUGAAGAAAAAAGUUCAAAUACAGCAAUUAAACAAGAAUUACAACAACGUGCAACUAGAGAAAAAUCAUUAAGAGAUAAAGAUAGUAUUGAAGCUAUGCAAAAAUUUAAUUCAUUACAACAACAAUUUAAAUUAUUAAAAACUGAACAUCAAGAUUUAAAAGAUGAAUGUGCAACAACUCAAAAAUUAGCAUUUGAAGAUAAAAAUCGUCUUGAAACAAAGCUACAAGAUCUUAGAAUUCAAAUAUCAGAAAAUAAAAAAAUGAAUGAAAGUCUUGAACAUUUAAAAACAAAAUAUCUUGAAGUUGAAGUUGAAAAAACUAAAUUUGAAGAUAAAUAUAAUGAGUUAUUAAAAGACACUGGUAAUGCUGAUAGUCGAGUUGAACAUUUGAAUAAAGAAGUAUUCCAACUUAAACAAGAUCUCAAAGACGCCAAAACAUCAUGCAGAUCAACAGCAUCAAGUCCAAUAUUUGAAAAAUCCCAAACAUCACAUCAAAUUGCUCAGCCAGUUAUUGAUCAGCAAAUAGCAUCAUCAUCAUCACGACAACAGACUGGUUCAGUGACUGGUGUAUCAAGGAUUUUGACAGAAAGUGGUACAACAAAAUCAAUUGUAAAUUCAGCAUCAACAGCAUCAGAUAAAAGUGUACAAGGAAAAUCAGUUUCACGAAUAAAAUUGCCAGUGGGCGUUGUGCCAAUACCACAAAUGAUCGAUCAAACAAAUGAUAGGAAUGAGGAGUCAAAAAGAAUUGACAAUGAUAAGAAUUUAUCAUCAAAUAACAGACAUAUUGAUUUGAAAAAAUCUGAUGAUCCAAAGAUACCAGAUAAUGAGAUCCCCGGAGCAAUUGCCAAUGGUGCAAAGCAUGUUGGUGCACAAAUUCUUAAUCGAGGAUUUCAGGAAAUUGGCGAUGAACCCAAUAAUUUUGGAAGAAUACCUGGAUUUGAUGGAGGCAGAGAGGGUGAAAGUAUUGACGAUCAAUACGGCUACGACAGGGAUUUACCACCGAAGAAUGACAUUAACAAUGAGGAAAAUGAAGAAGAAGAAGACGAGGAUGAAGACGAUCAAAUUGAAUAUCGCAAUAAUGCCAAACAGGCAAAACAAGAAUAAUUAGACAAAUGGUAAUUUAAAUUGUCAUUUAAAAAUUAAUAAUCAUUAAUGAACAUUCCGAAUGAUUAGGUUAA
Messenger RNA from Aphidius gifuensis, 1765 nucleotides. Its product is annotated as Golgi integral membrane protein 4-like. Bases 369 to 1691 code for a protein of 440 amino acids. NCBI's taxonomy places the organism in Eukaryota, Metazoa, Arthropoda, Insecta, Hymenoptera, Braconidae. The transcript is spliced from 7 exons. The record is from RefSeq and is a predicted model, not a curated record.